CAGCUGAAGCCAAUUGACAACGUUGCAACGUAAACGUAAACAUUGUAGUUGAAUAUUUUGGCUAUUUCGUAGGUCAAUAUAUUUAAAAUAUGGAUUAUGAAAAUGAAAAAGUAUUGAAAUUAGUGUUUCCGGAUAAUUAUGAAGAACUGCUCAGUGGCGACACCGCUUCCGAAGUUACGGACUACAUGUUUAGACUUGGCUCACUGAAGGUUGAUCAGCUCAAAAAAGAAAAAAUAAGGCUACAGGAUGAGCAUAAGCAGAAUGUUGAACAAACACAGGAUUUGGCAGUUAAUAAUUAUCGGACAUUCAUCGAAACUGCAGAGUGUUCGCGUGAAAUAUAUCGUAAAUUUGCAGAAACAGAAAAACGGGUUGAAGUUUUAGAUAAAAAGUUGCCUGAAUUCGAGACUACCUGCCAAGAAUUUCUGGCAUCCUCUAGCAAUAUAAAUAGUGCUCGUAGAUUAAACUCGUUAACAUUAACACGCAACGCGGAGCUGUUAGAAAUUCUUGAACUCCCACAAUUGAUGGAGACCUGUAUUCGGGAAAACAAGUACGAUGAAGCGUUGGAACUAGCCGCUUAUGUUCAGCGUAUUGGCAGUAAGCAUGGAAACAUUCCAGUGAUUGCUAACAUUCAAGCUGCAGUAGAAGCUGCUUGGCACACCAUGCUAAUUCAAUUGCUAUCGCAAUUGCGAACAGAUUUGCAAUUACCCAAAUGUCUACAAGUGGUAGGUUAUCUGCGCAGAAUGCAAGCUUUUACAACACCAGAACUGAAACUGAAAUUUCUCCAAAUAAGAACUAGUUGGUUUAGGAAUUUGCUCGGCAAAAUACCACAACAUGAUGCUCACACGCAUCUAACGAAAACAAUAGAAGCAACACGCAUUCAUUUAUUCAACAUUAUAACUCAAUACCGGGCGAUUUUUCCGGAUGAUGAAGAUGCAACAUCGGAUGUGUCCACCAUCACAUCUGAUCGAAACGCAACCGAUGGAAGCAAAAUAUUUCACAGUUGGCUGCACGAUCAAAUAGUCACUUUCAUCUGUACACUCGAGAAAGAUCUUGCUUCUAAUAACAUCAAUUCUUACGACACCAUUUUGGGACAGUGCAUGUACUUUGGAUUGUCUUUCAGCAGAGUAGGGGUUGAUUUCCGAUCACUAGUAGCUCCGGUGUUUGUGAAAGUUAUCUCCCAGAACUUUCAAGCAGCAAUCGUAAAGCAGACACUUCAAUUUGAGCAAGACAUAGAACGUUACACGUUAAUCAACAAAGUUUCAACAGGCAUAAAGCGAUCGAAGAAUGUUGACAAAGGCAGCAGUAGUACACAGCCUCCAGAAAGUCUGCUAGAUUUCACCCCUCUGGCAAUCUACUGCAACGGCAUUUUGACUGUUUUUAAUGAGCUGCGACUAUGUGCUCCAAUUGCACUAGCUCCUGUAGUCACUGAAACUUUGGAGGGGUCGCUGGAAAACGUGUGCAGAAAUAUUCUCUCAUUCUAUCGUCAGGAGCAGCAGGCGUUCACAGUCUCAGAACGAGAAUGUUUCACACGAUUCUGCUCUUGUUUUGCGUAUGAUUUGAUACCAUAUUUGCAGCGCUGCAUGCAUUUCAUUUUUCCUCCCCCGACUAUUGCAAAUCACUUAGGCAUUAAUGUUCUCACGCUGCAGAAGCAUGGAAUUACCUAUUUGAAACAAAAAAGGAUUUUGGACCCUAUCAGCUACCUGCUGCCUGAUAAAAUCGAAGCCGUAAUCAAACAGGUGAGCGAGGUUAGCAUCGAACCGCGUGCAGUUUCAACGACAGCGCAGCAGCAGCUCGCAACAGCUGACGAAGAAAAAGAAGCGUCUGGAGAUAAAGUUGAUUAGGGCACCGGGCGUCGACAUGUGCUGCUUACCAAUCACUUUAGUUCAGAUUUGUGGAAUACCAUAGGCAAAACAUAAUGGUACAAGUCAUGUCUUUACGCUAAGAAGCAGAUAAGAUUAAAAAUAUAUAAUACCUUCCUACAAAAAAAACCUAGUCUAAUUCCCUCCAAAAUCGUACGAUGCUAAUUGAUGUUGAACAGGUAGAAACCGCCCAAAAUAAAGUGCAUAUGCAUGCUUGAAGGCAGUUCCUAAUUCGAA
This is a messenger RNA of Wyeomyia smithii (pitcher-plant mosquito), 2096 nucleotides long. RefSeq names its product conserved oligomeric Golgi complex subunit 8 (gene Cog8). Gene Ontology annotation, cellular component: COG complex. Bases 90 to 1841 code for a protein of 583 amino acids. The record is from RefSeq and is a predicted model, not a curated record. Gene Ontology annotation, biological process: intra-Golgi vesicle-mediated transport. The transcript has 4 exons. Lineage: Eukaryota; Metazoa; Arthropoda; Insecta; Diptera; Culicidae.